AUGCUUGUUCACGUGGAGGCUGACGUCAGCCACAUCCCGGAGCACAUGCUCGCUCGCCGGCAGGGCUCUGAUGGACAGUGGUACUACGAGUUAAGUUGCAAGAUUAAGGCCGUUUACCUGUCAGCUUCGACCACAUACACGCUGCUUUACAACAAUCAACGAUAUAACACGGUGACUGCAGAGUAUGUCUAA
Molecule: messenger RNA, 192 nt
Organism: Colletotrichum orchidophilum
Lineage: Eukaryota; Fungi; Ascomycota; Sordariomycetes; Glomerellales; Glomerellaceae
Exons: 2
Coding region: 1-192 (63 amino acids)
Source: RefSeq, a predicted model, not a curated record